Molecule: messenger RNA, 843 nt
Organism: Protopolystoma xenopodis
Lineage: Eukaryota; Metazoa; Platyhelminthes; Monogenea; Polystomatidea; Polystomatidae
Source: the annotation of a GenBank genome assembly
GGUCCACCAGCCUCCACAGAGAGUCCACUGCAUUCUCCGCCUGGCUCAUGCUGCCAACAGGCAAGUCCUUCCAACCUCCACGUGUCUUCCUGCAUAGAGGAUUCCCUCUCUAGACCACAAGGGUCCCCAAUGCCUCUGUCACCACUUCCUUCUACUAACUUUCAUACCGCCUUCGAUCCUCUGCUUUCCUCUCCGUCUGAUCAUGUAGAGGUUGAAAUGGAAGCAACAACUUCAGCUGAAGCUAUCUACACUACUGUCGAAGCUUUAGCUGAAGCUGCUGGUUUCAGUGCACCUAUUUAUAAUGCUGCCGAUGCCUGCGUUGACUCGGAAUCACCACCAAAAUCGACUUCACUCUGUUUUCCUUUACCUCUUGCGUUACCUGAUGUGGACGCUUUUGCUAAUAAAUCCGGUUCACUACCAUUUCAUCAUGCCCAUAUCAUGCCUUCUGACCAUCAGUCCCGUUCUGAUGCAUCAUUUGGCUCUUCCUUCGUAGAGAAAAUUGAGGCCAAGCCUCUUUUAAUGACUACUGGUCAGCUAGAGUCCAUCGAUAUCUCGCGAACUGGACUCGAUACAUCCGAUGACAUCAAAGUUUGCCCCUCUAACACUUCUGAUAAUUCUGGAUCAGCUGACCUUUCAGCGGAAGUUGUUGACACAAUCGCUUCUUCCCGUGAGGAGAUGGAACAGUUGUCUACCUAUGCCCAAAUAGACCACGAAUCUCCACCUCCACAUGCACUCUCAUCCCUAGUGGCAUUGGAAAAGAAUUUCUGUGCCGAGAAUGAACUAAAGCUUAGUACCCGCUUGGAUUCCUCAUCAGAGCCAAAUUCAGAAGUAAGCUUGCACUGA